AUGUCGGCUCGUCCCGCCUCCCCUCUGCAGACGAGCUGUCGGAGAGCAGUCGAGACGAAUCUAAUUCUGAAAGGUGGCUGCCCUGCUUCCAAAAUCCUGAAACGCAAGAGACAUGCAGGAGGCCAUCAACCAUGUCAGCAAUCCCAGUCGAGAAGCGUCCGAGGCGGUAAAAUCUUUGCCUCAACUCCGGGGCACCAGGGACAGCCCCUGUUUGAUUUUUUAACAUUUUAUGCCACUUACAUGGCAGCAUGCAAGCUGCUGAAAGGGCGCCCAUCCCCAGGUGAGCUGCAGAGCCCGAUUGGCAUACUUGUUAAAAUGCUCGCGGCGGCGGCUGCUACAUGA
This is a messenger RNA of Purpureocillium lilacinum, 342 nucleotides long. Lineage: Eukaryota; Fungi; Ascomycota; Sordariomycetes; Hypocreales; Ophiocordycipitaceae. The record is from RefSeq and is a predicted model, not a curated record.